This is a messenger RNA of Penicillium mononematosum, 213 nucleotides long. RefSeq names its product short-chain dehydrogenase. The record is from RefSeq and is a predicted model, not a curated record. The transcript has a single exon. The coding region runs from base 1 to 213 and encodes 70 amino acids. NCBI's taxonomy places the organism in Eukaryota, Fungi, Ascomycota, Eurotiomycetes, Eurotiales, Aspergillaceae.
AUGUCAGCCGACACACUCUCACUUACAGGAAAGUCUGCUGUGGUUACAGGUUCUGGUAGAGAGGUUGGCAUCGAUGCCGCUAUUGCUAUAGGUUUGACCCGGAACGGCGCGUCUGUAGCAAUUCGUUAUGUGUCGGAAGGCUCCAAGGCGCGGGCUGAGAAGGGAGCGAUUGAUAUCAAUAAAGAUUUUGGCACCAAAACCACCGUCGUAUAA